Molecule: messenger RNA, 2139 nt
Organism: Talaromyces rugulosus
Lineage: Eukaryota; Fungi; Ascomycota; Eurotiomycetes; Eurotiales; Trichocomaceae
Exons: 2
Coding region: 1-2139 (712 amino acids)
Cellular component (GO): membrane
Source: RefSeq, a predicted model, not a curated record
AUGUCGUGGAUCCCGUCCGGCCUGCUGUCCACGCCCGCGGCAUCGCCGACACCGGUCGGCUCGGCCAUCUUCCUCUCUAUUUCCUUUUUCGUCAUCUGCCUGCUCGCUCUGCUGCUGUUGCGCCGCUUCUUGACUCUCCGCGCCACCCCCGGCUACAUCAUCCUGCCCGUCUUCCUCGCCUUGGUGCUUCCCGCCAGCGUCGUGCUGCUGGUGCCUGUCGACUUGACAUCCAGCACCCGAGACGGAGACGCCCCCAAAGGUGUCUGGCUGCCGGACCGUGCCAUUCUGGUACUCUGGCGCAUUACAUACUGGCUGAUCUUUUGCCUAACCUGGAUUAUCCUCCCGCUUCUGGGCGAAUUCGUCGACUCGGGCUAUCGCGACCCCAAAGGCCGCUUGCUCUACUCCCUACGCUCCAAUGCUCGAUACCAUCUCCUCGUCCUCGGCUGCGGCAUUGUCGGCCUCGUAUAUAUUAUCAUUCAAAAUGGCUGGGAGUUCAAGUCGAUCCGCGGUCUCGUCAUGGCUUAUGCUUAUAUGUGGGGCUUGAUUCUCGCCAUCUACCUCAUGGGCCACGGCCUCGUUUCCAUCCCGCGAUCCUUCUUCCGAAAGUCGAACAACGCCAAUGCCUUGCGGCGGAUCCAGACCCGCGCCCCCAAGAUCCAUGAUCGCCUGACCGACGCCAUUACCGAGCUGGAGGAACUCGAGGCUCAACUGUCGCAGCUGCAACAGCGCAAGACUGGAACGGCCCGAGACUUUGAAGAGUGGAUUGACGAACUCGCCGACUUCUCCAGCUUUCCCGAUUCGCGUCCGGCCGCGCUGCAUUCCAUUGCCGAAUCUACUGCUGUGCCCGCCAUCAUCACCGAGCGAUACCUAGCCGAUUUGUCCCGCAGGCUGCAGCGCGCUCGACACCAGAAAUCCCGAUUCGUCGAUGAGUGGGAUCGCCUGGUCCAGUCGGCCGCCGAUUAUCAAACCAUCCUAAACUCGACUGCGUCGAAAAAGCUGGACUUUGGCUUAACCGGUGCUGACGGAGCCUCGCCAUCGAAACGCGGCCUCGUCAGUCCUUAUAUGCGAUAUGUUAUAUACGUGAAUCUGCUGCCGAGUAUUCGACUCAUUCUCGGUGCGCUUUUUGCAGUCGCAUCCUUUUGUGUGGUCUGGUCCGAGCUCAUCAAGACGUUUGCUCCGCAACUAUCCAUCAUCAGCCUCACCAUUGUGCCGCAUCCAAAUGAAGCCGGCCAUGUGAGGCUAGUUGGGCAGAUCACGUCCUCCAUGUGGCUGUUGUACAUGUGUACUGCGGCUUUGAAGGGCGUCAAUGACGCCCAGGUGUGGGGAAACCGAGCUCUGGUGCGUCGAAACACAUACGGCGAAAGCGCCUGUUGGUAUGCCGGACAGGUGGCUCGGCUGACUGUGCCUCUUGCGUACAACUUUCUUACAUUUUUCCCUCCCGAAAUCCACCUUGAGACGACCUUUUACCGAUUCCUCGGCCAGUACAUUGACCUGACGCCGCUGGGCAAAGGGUUUGACUACUUCUUCCCCAUAUUUGUGCUGCUCCCGGUAUGCGCCACGAUUUUCAAUCUAUACGGCCGAAUCAAGAAAGUGUUUGGCUUUGCCAUUGUGGAUGAUGAAGAGGAUGCCGAGGCAAAUCCCGGCGGUUUCGGAGUCGGGGGCUGGCGCGAGGGACGCGCUCUCAUCGAACGGGAGCUGAUCGGGCUGGGCUCUUUGAGCCUGACGCAGAGUUCUGUUGAUGCUGGACGAAGCACGUCAUCCAAUUCUACGGCAACUGCCCGCCGAGGAGGGCAUGGCCAACGACCGAGUGAACGGCCAUCGCGCGGCGCGGCGGCGGCGGCGGCGACGACUGGUCCAGCUGACACUAUCGCAAGGCCUGUUGUUGGCGGCGAGGACGUCGUCGAUGACGAAGGGUUUUUCCAGUCCUUUGCGCACCGCGUGCGAAACACUUUCGAGACUACGUCGACGCCGAAAUGGCUCCAAGGGGAUCUUUCCGGCUUGAACCGGCCGCGAUGGCUCGCCGGCGAGGGAGGAGGCUCUGCUUCGAAUAAUAACAGCCGUCCAGAUAAUAAUGAUGAUGAUGGGGUUCUUGGGGGCCUGUUUGGAGGGCGCUCCACAAAUGGACAUGUUCGGUUGUAA